This is a messenger RNA of Miscanthus lutarioriparius, 732 nucleotides long. The record is from the annotation of a GenBank genome assembly. Lineage: Eukaryota; Viridiplantae; Streptophyta; Magnoliopsida; Poales; Poaceae.
AUGAUUCUUAAACACCUAAGCAUAUUAAGACAAAGGAACUUCUUCAGACAUGAGGAACUCAACAAAGGUACUAUAAAAGGCUGUGGGCAUGAUGCAGGCCGUCACCAGCGCAGAUACGGACAUGGAAAAUUUGUCGCCGCGCGCGAACACCUUCUUGCCCUGAUGCUCGUCAUGGCUGCUGCUCGCCACGGUUACUGCCACGCUGGUGCUGCACGCGUGCCCGCGCCGCCCGCAUUGCUAGUGGCGCCGGCGCUGGACUCGGCAUCAUCGUCUGCGUUCUUGAACCGGCCGAGCCUAACCGGGAGCAUGACGCUGCUUGCGGCCUCGGCGUCUGGCGCCUGGUCCUGCUACGGCUUCUGCUCCCGAACGUCCGGGACGACAGAUGAUGUCGUGUCUGCGGCGGCGGCGAGGAGCCACAGCGGCGUGUACGAGCGCGCCGACGUCGUCGUCACCUACGUCCUUCUCUGCUUCACCGUCGCGCUGGAGUUCGUCUCGGCGUGCCUGGUGCUGGGGUCAGGCCUGCCCAUGGCGUUCACCACCACGAUGCUGGCGAGCACCACGGUGCUGGGGUCAGGCAUGCCAAAGCUUGCUGGUGGUGGCGCGACACUGCUGCUGCGGGCGGUGGAAACGUCGCAGCCGCAGCCGAGGCGCUCGGCAGACGACGGGACGGUGGCCUAUGGCCGGCCAUGGGAUUGGAGGCAAUGGUGCUGGUCACGCCCACAACCUGUUUGA